GCAACAGCACACCGGCACGGACGGGGAGAAAAGGUGGGCAAAAGCCGGGACGAAACCGAAGCGCUCGCCGACCCACCCAACCCACCGCAGCGACUCCCCCCAUCCCAUCCUCCCCCCCCCGACAAAGCGCCGACCGGGAGGAGAGAACCCCACACCACACUCCCCGGAGGAGAGAGAGAGAGGGAAGCAGGCAGGAGGUGGCGGUGCGGAGCAACACACGGAGAGGAAUGCGCGACCCGGUGUGAGGCUCUCUCGCCCCCAGCGAAAUCCCACCGAUUCUGAAUCCGGCGGCGAAAUCGGGCGCAUCGCGGCCCGGCCGGCCGGCCAGCGGGGAAGUGUGGGGGCGACGGAGUUGUGGGGGCUGAGGCGGUGAGGGUUGAGGAGCGGCGGCGGCCACGGCGACCGGGAUGAAGGGAGGGGGCGGGAAGGAGACGGUCACCGCCACCCUCCUCCGCUUCCUCCUCCUCCUGCUGCUCCCUCUCACCGCUCUCUACUUCUUCUACACGCUCCACCUCCUCCUCACCUCCGCCUCCUCGUCGGCCGCCUCCAACUGCAUGCCUGACUCCACCGCUGCCGCCGCCACCACCGCCUCCGUAUCGGUGUCCCGGAUGUCCGCCAACCUCACGGCGGCGGCGGUGGAGGCGGAGAAGCGGCCCACCGCCGCCGCCGCGGCGUCCACGGCGACGACGCUGCAGCACGUGGUGUUCGGCAUCGCGGCGUCGUCGCGGUUCUGGGACAAGCGCAAGGACUACAUCAGGGUGUGGUGGCGCCCCCGCGGCGCCAUGCGCGGCUACGUGUGGCUGGACCGCGCGGUGCGCGAGUCCAACAUGUCCACCGCGCGGACGGGGCUCCCGGCCAUCAGGAUCUCGUCCGACACCUCCGCCUUCCCCUACACGCACCGCCGCGGCCACCGCUCCGCCAUCCGCAUCUCCCGCAUCGUCUCCGAGACGUUCCGCCUCGGCCUCCCCGGGGUGCGCUGGUUCGUCAUGGGCGACGACGACACCGUCUUCUUCCCCGACAACCUCCUCGCCGUGCUCAACAAGUUCGACCACCGCCAGCCAUACUACAUUGGCUCCCUCUCCGAGAGCCACCUGCAGAACAUCUACUUCUCCUACGGGAUGGCCUACGGCGGCGGCGGCUUCGCCAUCAGCCGCCCGCUCGCCGAGGCGCUCUCGCGGAUGCAGGACGGCUGCCUCCGCCGCUACCCGGCGCUCUACGGCAGCGACGACCGGAUCCAGGCGUGCAUGGCGGAGCUGGGCGUGCCGCUCACCAAGCACCCGGGGUUCCACCAGUACGACGUGUACGGCGACCUGCUGGGCCUCCUCGCGUCGCACCCGGUGGCGCCGAUCGUGACGCUGCACCACCUCGACGUCGUCAAGCCCCUGUUCCCGGACGCGAGGUCGCGGCCCGCGGCGGUGCGGCGGCUGUUCGACGGGCCGGUGAAGCUGGACGCGGCGGGGCUGAUGCAGCAGUCCAUCUGCUAUGACGGCGCCAACCGGUGGACGGUGUCCGUGGCGUGGGGGUUCGCGGUGCUGGUGGCGAGGGGCGUAAUGUCGCCGCGGGAGAUGGAGAUGCCGGCGCGCACCUUCCUCAACUGGUACCGGCGCGCCGACUACACGGCGUACGCGUUCAACACCAGGCCCCUGGCGCGCAGCCCGUGCCAGAAGCCCGCGGUGUACUACCUGUCGUCGUCGGCGCGGCGCGCGGCCGAGCGCGGCGGCGGGGAGACCACGGUGACGCGGUACGAGCGGUGGCGCCACCCGAACGAGACGCGGCCGGCGUGCCGGUGGGACAUCGCCGACCCGGACGCGCAUCUCGAUCACAUCGUCGUGCUCAAGAGGCCCGACCCCGGGCUCUGGGACAGGUCCCCCCGGCGAAAUUGCUGUAGAGUGGUGUCGUCGCCCAAGGAGGGGAAGAACGGGGAGAAGACGAUGACCAUCGACGUAGGCGUAUGCAGGGAAGGCGAGUUCAGCCAAGUAGCCGGAGUAUAAACUUCAUUAGACACACAGAUGAAGAUAGGAACAUUCAGAUUUUUUUCUUCUUCUUUGCUUGUAGUACGAAUCUAUUCGUCUCGGAGGGAACGGGUCCCGUUUCACGGUUUCAGCGUCUCUUUCCAGCU
Setaria italica (foxtail millet) is the source of this 2119-nucleotide messenger RNA. RefSeq lists its product as uncharacterized. Gene Ontology annotation, molecular function: acetylglucosaminyltransferase activity. The record is from RefSeq and is a predicted model, not a curated record. Lineage: Eukaryota; Viridiplantae; Streptophyta; Magnoliopsida; Poales; Poaceae. The transcript is spliced from 2 exons. Bases 408 to 1991 code for a protein of 527 amino acids.